AGCUCCCAGAGGAUUGCCACCAGCUCUUCCUGGCCGGGCAGCAAAGCAGUGGUGUUUUCCAGGUGCAGCCUGCAGGGUCUCAGCCCUUCAAAGUCUACUGUGACAUGACCGCAGAAGGUGGCUGGACAGUGAUCCAGAGGCGCACAGAUGGGUCUGUGGACUUUGACCAGCUUUGGGAUGCCUACAAGAAUGGCUUUGGAGACCUUCGUGGGGACUUCUGGCUGGGCCUGGAGAAGAUCCAUCACCUUGUCCAAGAGGGGAGAUAUGAUCUCCUGAUUGAGCUGGAAGACUGGGAGGGAAAUUCCCAGGUGGUUCAGUUUGUCUUCAGCCUUGGUGGUGAGAGCACAGCCUACACGCUCAAUCUGCUGGGGCCUCUGUCUGGAGAGCUGGAAAACGCCAUCGGGGACUUCAGGCAGCUGCCCUUCUCCACUCGGGAUCGUGACCACGACCUCAAAGCUGACACAAACUGUGCCAAACACCUCUCAGGUGGCUGGUGGUUCAGCACUUGUGGCCAUGCCAACCUCAACGGGAAGUACUUCCGCUCCAUCCCCCGCCAGAGGCACGAGCGCAAGCAGGGCAUCUUCUGGAAGACAUGGAAAGGCAGGUAUUACCCGCUGAAGUCAACCAUCAUGAAAAUCCAACCCGCAGCACUGGAGGCAGAGCCCUAA
Molecule: messenger RNA, 668 nt
Organism: Egretta garzetta (little egret)
Lineage: Eukaryota; Metazoa; Chordata; Aves; Pelecaniformes; Ardeidae
Gene: ANGPTL4
Product: angiopoietin like 4
Exons: 4
Biological process (GO): triglyceride homeostasis
Molecular function (GO): enzyme inhibitor activity
Source: RefSeq, a predicted model, not a curated record